This is a messenger RNA of Anguilla rostrata (American eel), 3396 nucleotides long. Its product is annotated as early growth response protein 1-B. Gene Ontology annotation, biological process: regulation of transcription by RNA polymerase II. Gene Ontology annotation, molecular function: DNA-binding transcription factor activity, RNA polymerase II-specific; RNA polymerase II cis-regulatory region sequence-specific DNA binding. The transcript is spliced from 2 exons. Bases 241 to 1737 code for a protein of 498 amino acids. NCBI's taxonomy places the organism in Eukaryota, Metazoa, Chordata, Actinopteri, Anguilliformes, Anguillidae. The record is from RefSeq and is a predicted model, not a curated record.
GCCGAUGUGAAUUCACAGAAACAGAUAGGACACGCGCAGCAACCCUGAUUUUGUGCACGCAGAUUACAGAAUAAAGGGAAUCCCGGAUUAUUUUCACAACUUUCUCCUCUACAGCCUUUUCGGAAAUUAUCUAAAGGAUCUGUUCCCCUGAGAUUUAAGGACAUCUGACAUUUGCCUGUCAUUUUGCUCAUCCACCUGCAUUUGGAUUGAUACAAAUCGCUGGACGUUGAUUUUAGAAUCAUGCUGAACAACAUGGAUUUAAACUCCAAAGAUUCGUUUUAUUCCCAUUUUGACAACUGUUGCAGCUCUUCCCUUGGGCUUGAGACGAUUAGAUCUAAAGAAAAUCAGGACAUUUUCAUGGAGGCUGAAAGCCAAGCACCUGUUCAGUUGAAUCAAGAUGGUGCAACCGUGCAUCCCAAAGCCGAAGCAUCCAACUCGGAUUUCUUCUUUGACCCAAGCGACGUCUCAAAAGGCAGCGCCCCCUCCUCUUUCGCCUACUCUGGCAGCUUCUACGUUGAGUCAUCGCAAGGACCGGUGUGCAGCACAGAGACCCUGCUCAACAUGAUCACAGAGAUAGUCGGUAUAUCCACGUUGCCCAUGUCAGAAUUCCAGCAGGGUGAUCCUGGCUCGUCCUACGCAUCCCCUUCUCCACUGGAAAACGGCAGGGGAAGCUUUCCAGACACGGGAUUCCAGAACCAAGGCGCUACUAGUGCCGUGGUGAGCUCUUCUCCGCCAGUAUACUCUCCAGAGCAGGUCUGCAACAGCUACCCCGGAGUUCAGACGAACCUCCAAGAUCCCACUGCAGCCCAAACAAACUUUGGUUCAUCGGCCCAGGUUCCAAGCCAGGGGCAUCCAGAACCGCAGCAACCGCAGCCUGCAACGUUUCCAGUGGUUGUCAAAAAUGAGUUCGAGAGCAGCUGUUACGAAUGGGACCCAUUCAGCAAACCCGAUGCAUACUUGCCCUCAAGUUUAGAACCAGAUAUAUUCCCGAUUUCUGGUAAUAGCCCAUCUGAGCAACAAGUGGACGUUAAGGACUUCCUUGACUCCUUGGCUCCCAUUUGCCCUACUGCUGACACUGAGUGCAAAAUAGAACGUGUCAUCAAGCAAGAGCAAUGCUUCAUGGACAACUGCGCACAGAAUUUUACCAGUCCCCUUUACACUAACUACCAAGUACCAGUCAUGGAUGUCUCAAACAACGUUUUGAAACCAGACGUGUUUUCCAAUAUUGGAUCUCAACCUUUGACAAGCCAGUGCGAUUCAACGUACUCCUCCUCUACUUUGUCCAGUACUAUAGACUCGAUUCUUUAUUCAUCUCUGUUGCCAAACACUUUUCAAAGAAACUGCACACGCGUGGAAAAACCAACUCGUAUCAGAAAAAGCCCGGCUUCCUCUAACGGGCCGGCCAAAGAAAAACCUUUCUCUUGCCCCAUGGAGAACUGCGACAGGCGUUUUUCCCGAUCCGAUGAGCUUAAUCGGCACAUUCGCAUUCACACGGGGCACAAGCCUUUCCAGUGCCGCAUCUGUUUGCGGAGUUUCAGUCGUAGCGACCACCUGACUACGCACACUAGGACUCACACAGGGGAGAAGCCGUUUUCCUGCGACGUGUGCGGCAAACGAUUUGCCAGAAGCGACGAGAGAAAAAGACACGGUCGCGUGCACCUCAAACAGAAAGAAAAGAUGGAGCUGAAGCCACAAGUUAUUAGUACUUGGCCCUUUACUUUACCCGAGGGAAUCUGAACACGCAUAUGCGUGUUAUAUGGGCUAUAUGUGCAUGAAAUUAAAUCUUUCCGUCUUGGAAGAUUAAAGCUUUGUAAAACAGUUGACCACUGAUUACAAGUUAACGUCUAAGCGUUUGCGAUGUGUCAUGCCUGUCCAGUCCAGGUGACUUGACGGUCCGGCUUCCGGUGUAACUGUCAUUGUCGGAGGAAGAGAAGAUAAGAAGGUCUCUCGCUUGAAAUCACGGCAACGUAUUUCAAAUGGGUCCGAAUUUUGGAAGGAACCAUGCAUUGCAAGUCCUAUUUACAUGCUGAAGACUGCCAACACUAGCGUUCUAUGCAACAAAUGCGUAAAAACUAAUGGACAGCAUCCGGCAUAGUCAUCAGCUAAUUACUCGAGACUGAAGAGUUGCUCUUACAUUCUGUGUGAGGAUAUUUAUGAGAAAUCUCACUAAAGAGCAGUUUCGAAACAGACUCUGAAAAGAAUAAGAAUAAAAACAUUGGAAAUGCUACCACAGAAGCAAAUCGCAAAGUUCAUAACCUCCAGGUCUGAACAGCGACAACCUCAAAGCAAAAAAUGCCAAUCUAAUCGAAAAACGAAACUGAACUAAGGGUGGCGUAGGGUGAAUUACACUUAAGACUUGGCAGUUGAGAGUCCGGCGAUAUGUGCUUUUGAUGCUUUUUACAUAACACUGCGACAAGCCAAACUGUGUUUCUUAAAGUUGCAUGUUCUUGUUUAUAUUGGAGUAUUUCUUAUGAAACAAAGACAGCGUUGUCCUGCGUGGGACCAAAAAAGACGCUGCGCCGUGAAUAUAAAAUAACUCUCUCUUCGGCACUCUAUUUGUGCCAAGGUUUUGUUGUCAUGAUAUUGUUGGUUUGUACUUGUGCUGUAUUUUAAUACUUAUUGUAUUUAUUACUUGGACAUAUGAAUGAAAUGUGAAGGUAUACAACCUGUGGCAAAAUAAAUAUAUUUGUAUAACUAUCUUUAAGUAUUUUUCUAAACGUGUAUGUAUAUUUCCAAAAGCAUUGCUUUCUUGCAGAUUUUUAAAUGGAAAUGUCUUAUUUCCAAACUUAUUCACAAGGUUAUAUUUAUGCUAAGAGAAUGUUCCAACACCUUAAAUAUUCCUUUUUUAUCACAGUAAAAUGAUGAUGUUUUAUUUACACCCACAUUGUCACGUUUUGAUAAAAUUUUGAGUGGAAUAAAGCUGUUCAGUGAACCAAUAAUAUUAACAGUGUAAUAUAUAGUUUCAAUUCAAUUUUAUAAAAUAUCCCAGCACAUUAUCACAGCAUGGUAAAGAUUCUUCAAUCACAAUAAUAUCAUUUAAAAUAUGGAUAAAUCUGAUUUAAUUCUAAGGGUUUCUGCAGUUUGUGGUAUUGCCAAGCACGAAUAUGCACAAUGCUGAUUGCAGUUGAGUAAUCUUGUAAGCACACAUUACUGCCACAUUCACUUCUUUAAUUGAUUGGUGAUACUAUUAAUAUCUUAAAAUGCAUCGUCAAAAGGCAGACAUUCAAUUUAGUGCAAGUGUGAAUUAUAUCGAGGGGUUAGAUUGUUUUGUACAAUCUAAGUACUGUAAAAUGAUGUGUAUUCUUAACUUGCCUUAAGUUAUAUUAACUGUUAUAUUAACUAAGAUACAAACUUGUAAAUUUGUACAGUUUAUACGAAAUACCUGAAUAGUGUUGU